AUGGACAUGAUCAAAGAGGGAGAGCUUCGCGAGCUGUUCAAGGAGUUUGACAAGAACGGCGACGGCAAGAUCACGCGGCACGAGCUCGAAGUGGCGCUGCUCCAGCUCGGCGAGAAGGCGUCGCACGCCAAGAUUGAGACCAUGAUCGAGCAGGCAGACACGGACGGUUUGAAGCUUCCAGUCUCGGAAAAAAAAAACUUCCUUUAUUUGCUAACUAUUAGACAUUUUUCAAUCUCAAGGGAGCAGUUUACCUCUUCCGUUAUUCGUGUAAUAUUAAGACAAAAAGAAAGUUCCCCUUUAAUGUGCUCUUUGAGUUUCUCGAUAUGGCGGCCGUUGAGAUGAACCGACCACUCUUAUGCAUAAUUCAUGAUCAUCUCGAAAUAGCCGAUCUCAAAGUUCAGAAGAACAAAGAAUAUUCGAUUGCAACAAGUUCAAUUCAUAUUUGACUUGCAGGCAACGGUUGUAUCGACAUCGACGAGUUCCUGAACGUGCUCCGACGGCAGCUGUGUGAUCCACGAGAAGAGCGCGAACUCCGCGAAGUCUUCAACGUCAGUCACUUUGUCCUAAUACCCACUCAUAUGACGCACAACUAGAACAUUAAGCCCUGCAACUAAACGUCGCUAUUUCUCUCCACUUGCGACAAAACUCAGAGCUAAACACAUGGAUCCAUAGGACGGAAAAAAAAAACAAAAACACCGAAUGCGGCAGUCGUUUCUCUAAACAAAGGGGAAAAUUAAUGGUGACGCGAGCUGAAUAGGCCACAAAGAAGCGCGGACACGCGAUAUCUAGGAACGCGGCCAACGGCAAUUGAGGACGCUAAAUAACUGGGAAAGAAAAAAAAACCCCCCACUUUUGCUCUCCGCCGAUAAUCCCAAAUGAAAAAAAAAUCAGAGACACCUCUGGUUUUCAAGACGGCAGUUUUUUUUACUAUUGCUUUUCAGGUUUUUGAUCAGAACGGAGACGGUCUCAUCUCUCUGGACGACCUCGUGUUUGUGAUGCUCCAGCUCGGUGAGCGGCUCACCGAGUCUGAGGCCAAGGAAAUGAUUCGCCAGGGCGACAUCGACCACGACGGCAUGAUCGACUUCCACGGUUGGUAUUAAAACACUUAAGCCAUCAGCAGAGCACAAUUUCCGGAAGCCUUCAAGAUUAAAGAAGAGCUUCUACUCCAUUAAACACAAAAAAAAGCUUGCAGGGGAUCGCCAUCAAUUCCAUUAAGAUUAAUUCUCUCACACAAAGCAUUCGCCAAUUACAGAGUUCGUCAUGCUCAUCAAGGGGCAAUGA
Caenorhabditis auriculariae is the source of this 1281-nucleotide messenger RNA. Lineage: Eukaryota; Metazoa; Nematoda; Chromadorea; Rhabditida; Rhabditidae. The record is from the annotation of a GenBank genome assembly.